GUCGGGGCUCACUUUGGAAUCAUCGUAGACAACGGCCAAACGUUAUGUAAAAGAGCAGCGAGGGUGAAAGAGAAUCUCCAAGGUCAAGGCAUCUUUACUCGCCUGUCAGAGGUCAUGGAUGAAGAGGUCAGACGGCACGGCAUGAUCAAGUGGGAGGUUAAGACAUGCGCGUGGGCCAACGCCGAGAGAGUCCGAAACGGCUACAUCCAAAGAGCAAACUUCAAGGAAUUAUACGCAAUGGAAUCUUACGACAUGUAUCUCAAGGUGAGCGACAUUCUUCCUGUGAGAGAGACCAGCUUCUCAAACAUCAGACCAAUGACUCACCAAGAUCUCUGGAAUAUUUUCAACGACGAGGGGAUAUGUGAAAAGUUCUUUCCACGCGGAAGAGUUCCAUCAUUUUGGGUUCCUCUUAGGCCGGUCGAAGAUAACCUAAAACAUCUUAUAAACUGCAGAACCCACAUAUUUAUGUCGUGCAAAUCUCACGCGAAGUUCGAUCCCGAUUCGAAACCACUGGGAACAAUAAAGGCUUCGGAUAUUUCUAUGAUGUCCCUUCUGUUUUGCUACACAACCGAAUCUGGCUUCGUUUACAACACUGACCUUCACGGCCAAGACUUCAGUGAUCUGGAAUCUCAUCUCAAAUUUCACCUACACCGACUUCAGAAUGUAGGGCACGAAAGUGUCCGCUGGACGAUAAUGUUUGACUCCAGUCACAAAGAUGUCAUUGAGGAAAGGAUAGGGCAUUGUCUCAAGGAGUAUGGCGUCUCUCUCACACAGAAAGUAAAAUCCAAGCAAGAUGUGUAUUUCGAGAAAAUGCUUUAGUUCGAAACCUAAUAGAUCUAAUAAUAAUAGAAUUGCAUUUAUACAGAGCAUAUCCACACUCUACAGAAUGUUUUAUGCACUUGACAAAGAUUUUUAUAUUAUUAUGCAACGUGUAUGAGUUUGCCUACGCAAUAUGAGAGUUUGACUUUAGCAACGUUU
Molecule: messenger RNA, 978 nt
Organism: Aplysia californica (California sea hare)
Lineage: Eukaryota; Metazoa; Mollusca; Gastropoda; Aplysiida; Aplysiidae
Molecular function (GO): acyltransferase activity, transferring groups other than amino-acyl groups
Source: RefSeq, a predicted model, not a curated record